GUCAGUCACUCGGUAAAUUAUAACCGGCUAUCUCUCACGAUUUACACACAAGAAGCAGCUCUGCCUCAAUGACGGCGUAUCUGCAGUUGAUCACCUCCGUCGUCGUCGUCGUUAUCAUUCGAGAAUCAACGGCAAGGGAGCUACGCCCCUCAGAUCACGGUCUGGAGUACCAAAGCCAACCGCCGACGGGUCUCAAGUCACAAGAGAUGAGGUCCUUCUUCGGUUCAACGUCAAAGUCUUCCUCUACCUCAUCAUCAACGCCGUCAACGGUGGCGUUUCCGAAGGCCACGAAUUCCAGCGACACCUCGUGGUGGCGGAGCGCAAACGAUAACCGGCGGGGGAACAAUCACCUGAGGCACGUGCUGCUGUUGGGGAGCUUGAUCUGCGGCGUCACAGGUGUGGCAUUGUUAGCUUCUUCUGCUUUUAUUUAUGUUAUUAAAAUUAGAUCAUCUUCUCCUUCAACUAACAACAACAAUAACAAUAGUUUAGUCACAAUUAACAAAUAGUUAUGGUUCUAUUAUGUAAUAUAAUA
Hibiscus syriacus is the source of this 532-nucleotide messenger RNA. RefSeq lists its product as uncharacterized. The record is from RefSeq and is a predicted model, not a curated record. NCBI's taxonomy places the organism in Eukaryota, Viridiplantae, Streptophyta, Magnoliopsida, Malvales, Malvaceae. Bases 69 to 506 code for a protein of 145 amino acids. The transcript has a single exon.